Messenger RNA from Tarenaya hassleriana, 2035 nucleotides. RefSeq names its product MADS-box transcription factor PHERES 2. Gene Ontology annotation, molecular function: protein dimerization activity; DNA-binding transcription factor activity, RNA polymerase II-specific; RNA polymerase II cis-regulatory region sequence-specific DNA binding. Bases 43 to 1272 code for a protein of 409 amino acids. NCBI's taxonomy places the organism in Eukaryota, Viridiplantae, Streptophyta, Magnoliopsida, Brassicales, Cleomaceae. The record is from RefSeq and is a predicted model, not a curated record. Gene Ontology annotation, biological process: positive regulation of transcription by RNA polymerase II. The transcript has a single exon.
GAAACAAAAGAGAAAGAGAGGGAGGGAGGAGGGGAUCAUAUCAUGAGGGCGACAACGGGAAAGAGAAAGGUGAAACUUGCAUGGAUCAUGAAUGAAAACGCAAGAAAAUCCAGUUUGAAGAAGAGAAAACUAGGGUUGGUGAAAAAGGUUCAAGAACUCACGAUCUUGUGUGACGUGAGGGCUUGUUUGAUCAUUUUCAGCAACGAAGAGGCCAACCCGCUCGUCUGGCCGAGCCAGGAGUUGGCCCGAGGCCUCCUUGACCGUUAUUUCUCCUUACCCGACAUCGAGAGGAGCAAGAAGGCGACGAAUCAGGAGUCUUAUCUGAGGGAUAAGGCAGGGAAGGUUCAAGAGCAGUUGGUCAAGAGCCAGAAGAAGAACCAAGAAGCCGAGAUGGAUCGGCUAAUGUUACAAAUCAUCAAUCAUAGUAGAACACUCUCGGAUCUCACCAUGAGCGAGAUCUACGGAUUGAUCUCGUACACGAAGGACAAGAUCAACCUGUUGAGGAAAAGGGGUGAGUUGAUUCACCAACCACCUCUCCACAACGUUUCGAGCCUUCCAAACCAGCCCUUGAGGGAUGAGCCGGCGGUUGCAGCACCAGGAGGGGGAGGAAAUGGCGUUGGUUCAAACCCUAUGAAUCAUCAAAAUCAAUACUUGAUGGAUCAAUGGAUUUUCACCCCUUCUAUCUCCACCAACGUGGGGAUCCCUUAUCAAGAAAACCAAAGCUAUAUCCACAUGGGUGAUACUUCCAUUCAUCGAUACGGAAGUUUUCUUCCCGACCAAGGAAGUGGAAGCAACAGAGCAAACCCUAACGUGGAGAUGAAUCUAAUGUCUCCUCAAAAUUCCCAAGAAGGAUUAGCCCUUCAAUCGUCGUACCAAAGCACGAUGAUGAAGCUAAAUCUCAACAACAUAAAUCCCAGCAGCGGAUCGAGCUUGGUUCCCAUGGGACUUGGCCUUCCCUCUCUUGAAGGUCAUGCAAACCCUAAGGCCAUCCUGAGGAGCCAAUUGGGACCGUUCCCUUCGAAUUUAACGAGGCAUAACCUCAAUCUGACGGCUCCUCUGGGAGGAGAAGGAACCAACAGCAAGACACCUAUCGAAUUGGGGCUGCAGCCAUUUGGAACCGACCUGUUGCUUCAGCCGCUUGGCCAUGGAGGAGAGUACAACUCAGCUGGCGGUGGUCCUCGGCUGCAGCCGCCUGGUGAAGGGUCACCGUCGGCUCCUCGACAAGGCGAUAUGGUUGGUCGGUAUGGUGCCAAUAAGGAUCCAUCUCAGUGAUGAUAAUAUGGUAUCAAAUCAUGUUUCUGUGUCUCUACAUAUGCUCGGUCUCUAUGGUUAGGUUUGGUUACUGUCGGGGUUUCAGUGGUGUUGCUUAGUUAUGUUUUUAUGUUCUUGGUUUCGUCUCUUUGGUCAUGUUGUAAACGUAUGAACAAUUGCAAGAUAUUAAAAGUGAUAUUUCAUUUAUAAAAAAAAGAGAGAGAGAGAAAAAAUAAAGUUGAAUACAUACAUCUUCUUUUUGGUAUUUCUUUCAUAAAUUGUAAUUUUUCAAUUUGGCUCUUUCUCUUGCAGCUUUAUUUAUACAUAGAUGGACGCAACUGAAUAUACUAAAAUUUCGUAAAAGAAACAAUUCAAUCUAAGAUAUUUGAGACAUAAUAACUAUAUAAUAUACUUUUUAAAUGCAAUAACACAAAGAUACAUGUAUCCCUACUCCUUGAGAUUUGAAGAUCAAAUUCAAACAACACUUUUAAAUCAUAGAGAAUUAACUGCAAAAGCAUAUCACUUUUAAAUUUAAUAAGCUAAGAGUAUUGCAGGUAAGAAUCUUCAAUUCACAAAUCAAAAUUACUCUUCUAACGCCCAAAAAGAAACAAUACUUACAAGUCAUUGAAAUUCUUCAACUCUCCAAACUCACAAGUCACUGAAACAAUCAUAUAUCUCAUUUGCUCAUAUAAAGGCACUGUCAAAGUUGAAAAUAGUAGUAUAGCAGGAAUCAAGCAAACGGAGAACGAGGAAUACACAAAGAAUAUAACAUACAGGCAAGAAA